Molecule: messenger RNA, 2767 nt
Organism: Scatophagus argus
Lineage: Eukaryota; Metazoa; Chordata; Actinopteri; Scatophagidae
Gene: neurl1b
Product: neuralized E3 ubiquitin protein ligase 1B
Exons: 6
Coding region: 393-2096 (567 amino acids)
Biological process (GO): ubiquitin-dependent endocytosis
Cellular component (GO): early endosome
Molecular function (GO): ubiquitin protein ligase activity
Source: RefSeq, a predicted model, not a curated record
GGUGGUCGUUCUAUAGGCUACACAGUCAUUAGGCUUCAUCACAGGAUUUGAGUAAAUAAUUAAAUGAAUUAUUCAGAGGCUCUGUGAUGCUCUUGAGGGGGAUCUCCGCUUACUGUGUCUUUAAAGUCGUGCAGAGGGGAGCCUAUACUCAAGAAAGGAGGGGGCUACUGUGCGCCAGUUGGAGGUGUCUGCCUGUCGCAGCGGCUUGGGUUAGACAUUAAGAAGAGCGUGUCCAUGCUUCAGCAGGGAGAUACAGCGCAUUUUGAAGUCACUGACACACAGACUCAACUCGUUCCAGGCAGAUACUCAUCCGACCGACGACACACGGAUGGACAGAGAAAUAUUGCAAUCGGAAUUCACUUGUCAGCCGGUGCGAGGAAUUUCUGGAUAUAAUGGGGAACACGACACCUAAACCUUUAAUAGAUGCGGCUCUGCAACCACGCCCAGUGGCCAGCAGGCAGUACUACACCCUGCCUAACAAUGGGGCAGGUGUGGAGAGAAGAACUCCUGCCCCUCCAGUUAGUAUCAGCUUGGACUCACCCCGCUUCCAUCCCCAUGCCAAAGGCAAGAACAUCAGGCUGGAUGGGCAGCUUCGGCGUGCCACACGCAAGAACAGCUUCUGUAAUGGCAUCACUUUCAGCCACAGGCCUGUCCACCUCUAUGAGAAGGUACGACUUCGCCUGACUGGCGUGCACACUGGCUGGAGUGGAGCUCUACGCUUUGGCUUCACCAGUUUGGACCCCAGCGAACUGGUUGCUGCAGACAUCCCCAAGUACGCUUGCCCAGACCUGGUAACACGGCCUGGCUACUGGGCAAAAGCUCUGCCCGAGAGACUGGCCUUGAAGGACAACGUGUUGUCAUUCUGGGCUGAUCGCCAUGGAAGAGUUUUCUACAGCAUCAAUGAAGGAGAACCCAUCCUGUUCCACUGUGGCCUCAGUAUCGGCUGUCCACUCUGGGCCAUCAUAGAUAUCUAUGGCAUCACUCAGGAAGUCACACUGCUUGAAAGCGCAUUUGCUGAGAGUGUGGGAUCCAGCUGCCUGAGUGUGGCCCGUCUGAGUGCCUGUCUGCCCCAGAGUAGCCACGACUCAGCCAAUUACAGCAACAAUCAACUGGAGAACAACCAGGCUGCUGCUGCCAAGAUGGCCAACCUCCAGCUCAACAACUACACACAGUUCAUCCCCUGCUGCUCCUCCACGCCAUCCUCAUCUGCCCCCACUGGAUUCAAUGUUCCGAGGGUUAUCCGGGGCCUUCCUUCCCCGCUGGACAAUGACUUGCACUUUCACCCGAUCCGGGGCUCUGAUGUAAUACUCUCUGCUGACCGCGCAGUUGCCUGCAUCCACUUUCUGGACAGCAGUCGAACUCUGGUUUUCAGUGAUCGGCCGCUGCACGUGGGUGAGACUUUUUAUGUGGAAGUAGGCCACCUGGGCCUGCCCUACUUCGGGGCUUUAUUGUUUGGUUUGACAUCCUGUGACCCGGCAAGUCUACAUGCUGAGGACUUGCCAGCAGACCCUGAAGUUCUCCUGGACCGGAAAGAAUACUGGGUGGUGCACCGGGGCUUCCCCAUGCCUUGCUCUGGAGACGUGCUCAGCUUUAGUCUGUUGCCAAACGGAGAGGUGCAUCAUGGGGUGAACGGAGUGGGACGUGGCCGGCUGCUCUGUGUGGACUCCUCUCAGGUCCUGUGGACCUUUUUCACCCUGCAUGGAGCUGUCAACAGACUCAGGAUAUUAGGAACGCUGCAGUCCAGUCCUCCCUCCACAUCCCCCAGCACUUCUCAGAGCAGCAGCCCAGAUGACAGUGACUCAGACCUGGCGUUCAGUGUCAACAGAUCCUCCUCCGCCUCUGAAUCCUCUCUGGUGACUGCUCCCAGUUCCCCUCUCAGUCCUCCCGUCUCUCCUACUGCCUCUGAACCGCCCCCUGCUGGAAAAAAUGGAGAAUGCACCAUUUGCUUCGACCAGGAGGUUGACACAGUCAUUUACACCUGUGGACACAUGUGUCUGUGCAAUGACUGUGGGCUGAAGCUGAAGAGACAGAUCAAUGCAUGCUGCCCAAUAUGCAGGAGGCCUAUCAAAGAUGUUAUCAAAACAUAUCGGCCGUGAUGGUGUUUAAUCAGGUGCUGUGAAUUCCACCGCAAGCUGCCACCUGUGUCCACUUCUCAGGCUUGGCUGCAUUCGGACCUUGGCCUCAAAUGGAGAUUAGCCACACCCGGACAUAAUUGUGCCUAUAUGUCAUUUUCUAUGGGUAAAUCAUUUCUGGAGAAAGAGGAGGCUCUUCAUAUGCCGAACUGUGAUGAAGCCCAUCUUAAUACAAAGGCUGCAUACAUGAGCUCCUAUAUUUUGGCUAAGAAAGAAGAAAUGAAUCAUGUGUUGUGGUUUUCUAUUUUCCAUGUAUGUAUGACUCUUAUGUCACAUGCAAUUGCCGAGCAGAAAAAAAAACCCUGCUGUGAAUAUUUUGUCUUUACCCUCACUGUCCUAGAUUUCUGUGUGCUUCAGCAGACUGUAGUCUAUGACUUCUAGUGCCUUAGAUCUGUCACAUUCUGUGUCCAAGUAAUUAUGCUAACAAUCAUAGCCAUAUUUUCAAUGUAAAGUACUGAAAGCAUAUGGUGAAAAAAGGCACAAAUAUACAUAGGUGCAGUAGUAAGUGAAAAGAUGGAAAUGUAUGGUAAGUGUGUUCAGUGACGUUCUUUGAGAAAUGUACUCUGAAAAUGGAUAAAAUGAAAAAUCUGGUUUUGCACAUUGAGAGAUGAAUAAAAGUGGAUGAUGAUGAUGAU